GUAGAAUUAUAACAAUCAUUGAUAAUUUUGGAUAAUCUAAAGAACAAGUAAUUGUUCAUAAAUUUUAUUUAUUAUACUAAUUAUAGUUUUUAAUUUUACAUAUGUCGAGCACUAAUAUAAGUAAUGAAUAUGAACCUCUUGAAAUCAUAGGUAAAGGAUCAUUUGGUACUGUUAGGAAAGUACGACAGAAAAGUGAUGGGCAAAUUCUUGUUCGAAAGGAAAUUGAAUAUACUUCAAUGAAUGUUCAUGAAAGAAAUCAAUUAAUUUCAGAAUUAAGAAUUCUUCGAGAAUUAAAUCAUCCAAAUAUAGUUAAAUACUAUCGUCAUGAUCAUAUAAUAGAUCACAAAACAAUUCAUAUAUAUAUGGAAUAUUGUGAUGGAGGAGAUUUAGCUCAAAUCAUUACAAAUUUCAAAAAGAAUAAAGAAAAAGUUCCUGAAGAAUUUAUUUGGCAAGUUUUAGUUCAAACAUUAUUAGCAUUAUAUCGUUGUCAUUAUGGUGUAGAAGCAUCAAAAGUUAAUUUAUUUGCUGGAAAUGAUGAUAGAGAACCAACAAUUGAUUCAGAAACAGUUAUAAUCCAUCGAGAUAUAAAACCAGAUAAUAUAUUCUUAUUGAAUUCAGGAAAAUCAAUAAAGUUAGGUGAUUUUGGUUUAGCAAAAAUGUUAACAUCAAAUAAUGAUUUUGCUAAAACUUAUGUAGGAACUCCAUAUUAUAUGUCACCAGAAGUAUUAAUGGAUAAUCCUUAUUCUCCUGUAUGUGAUAUAUGGUCAUUAGGAUGUGUUCUAUUUGAAUUAUGUACUUUACAACCACCAUUUCAUGCAAAGACUCAUCUUCAAUUACAAUCAAAAAUUAAAAAAGGUAUAGUGCCUGAACUUCCAAGUCAUUAUUCAUCUCAAAUUAGAAGUAUAAUUAAAGAUUGUAUAACAGUCAAUCCUGAUACAAGACCUUCAUGUCAUGAUUUAUUAGGAACUUUAUCAAUUAAAUUCUUAAGAAAGGAAAUGGAACUAAUAGAAUUCAAUUCAAAUUUAAAAGAAUUCCAAAAUCAAUUAGCUAAAAAGAAUGAAGAAUUAAAGAAUAAAGAAUUAUACUUAAACAAUAUCGAAAGGAAAUUAUUACUUAGUAGAGAGGAACAACAUCAAGAAUAUUCAAAUAUGGAAAAGAAAUUCAUACUUCAAAAGAAGCAAUUUGAACAAGAAAUGAUUGAAGAUUUUGAAAUGAAGAAAAGGGCUAUGGACCUUGAAGCUAAAGAAGUAAGGUUAGGUUAUCAAAGAGAAUUUAAAAUGGUUGUAGAGCUGGAAGUUCAACAACGUUUGAAAGAGCUCAUUUCAAAACAAAGUGAUGUGUAUCGCAUAAAGUCAGAUCCCAGCAUUUCAGGACCACAACUGCCAUCCCUUUCUGCUCAAAGGUUAAAUUAUGAACAACAAAGAUUACGAGGUCCCAGAGAUCUUCUAGAAGAACAACAACAACUACAACAACAGCAACAACUGCAACAGCAACAGCAGCACCAACAACAACAAAUGAAAAGAAUUCCUCUCAGAUCACGAAGUAAUGAAGAUUAUGAUAUAAAUCACAAUACAGGUCAAUUUAAUAAAGCUGCGCCCCAGCAUACUUCAAGAUUUCCAGCAUCGAGCCCAAAGAAAAGGAUAACUGAUGAAUUGGAAAGAUUAAGUUUAGAGAAAAGGAAUACACCAGAAUUCGAAGAAGUUUAUUUACGUAAAAAUGGUCGUCAUUAGCAUAAAUUUUUAUUUUUAAAAAUUCUAAAAUAUUGUAAAUACUAUUUAAUGAAU
This is a messenger RNA of Scheffersomyces amazonensis, 1784 nucleotides long. It is a transcript of the gene KIN3, whose product is annotated as serine/threonine protein kinase. Gene Ontology annotation, molecular function: protein serine/threonine kinase activity; ATP binding. Gene Ontology annotation, cellular component: nucleus; mitotic spindle pole body; cytoplasm. Bases 102 to 1730 code for a protein of 542 amino acids. The record is from RefSeq and is a predicted model, not a curated record. Lineage: Eukaryota; Fungi; Ascomycota; Pichiomycetes; Serinales; Debaryomycetaceae. The transcript has a single exon. Gene Ontology annotation, biological process: protein phosphorylation; chromosome segregation.